Molecule: messenger RNA, 6906 nt
Organism: Acanthaster planci (crown-of-thorns starfish)
Lineage: Eukaryota; Metazoa; Echinodermata; Asteroidea; Valvatida; Acanthasteridae
Gene: golga3
Product: golgin A3
Source: RefSeq, a predicted model, not a curated record
AUGCACAGUUAUGUCAUUUGAUCUGACAAAACAAAGAUGACUUAGACUUAAUUUUAACAAUUUAAAAGUGAAUGAAAAUAAUGAUAACAUGCCUGAUUGUACCAACAUGCUGAAGCCUCUAACACUACAGCAGUAGCGUGUCUAACAGUCAGGGGUACGCCCAUUAUUGACAGUGUGACCAUCAUGACCAUGCAGCUUAUGCCAACCAUAGCGGGCUGGCUUACUGGAUUACAGACAAUAAUGUUUCAUUUCAAUGGAUGAGUCGGAUGCAUAUGCCCUGAGUGCAGCUAACCAGCGGAGGGUAAGACCGAGGGGCAAUCCAGGGGGAUCCUUUGAUGUUCUGGUAGCGUACGACUCUGACAUAUAUGUACCAGAGUCAGUGACUGACCAGUCCAACAGGAGCGAGGAGACACUGCGAGAGCUUGCCGGACUGUCCCAGAUCAGCCCCUCGUCAGCCAAUACUGCAAGGCAAGACUACCAGGAAGUGUCGCUUGUUCAGGGCAGAGAAGUGAGCCACAUCCGCGAAGUACCCGUUAGAGAUGUAGACAGUGAUAUUGGCAUUCGGGAAAAUCCUCCUCUGAGCAGGGUACAAGUUCCUCUUGAAACCCAGCAUCAGUUUGAUUUAUUUUCUUCGACCUCUUUACCACCAUCACCUGACAGGCUGACUUCCUCAGUCAGGCCCAACGCACCACAACACCUCAACUCGUCUGAGCCCCUCGUCCAAGGGGACAGAAACUCGGCCCGGUAUCUUCGCAUUCUCGUGCCACAACAGGAUACCAGCUCUCAGCCACUCUUUUCCCCAGAUUUCCACCACACCCAGCCAAGCUACAGCAGGAACACUUCCCACAACUUCAGCGAGACAGAGCUUUUUGACAGCCUGCCCAGCACUGCAGAGAACCUCCUCCUGGAGAGUCCCAGUGACUCCCCUGCCCACUUCAGCCAACUGCGCCUGGCCCUCAACAGCUUAGAAUCGGACGGAGAGACCUUCCUCUCUCUGGACGACAGCAUCAGUGAGCCACAGCCAAGCCUGACCAGCGGCUCAAGCAAGCUACCUUCCAGACAGCAAAGCCGUCAGCAAAAACUCCCAAGUCAGGGCAAAACAUCCGAGAAAUCACAAUUUUCGGAAAGUGGCCUUGAGCAGGAACUCAAAAGAUUAGUGGUGCAGAUAUAUUCUGAAAAGGCAACAGAGUUUGUUCCUAUUGCUGGACUGUCACUUGGCCAUCUUUCAGCAAGUACUGUAAGCAAAGAUAAGCAGUCACACACCAUGGAUGACAGUCAUGCUACCCUUGUUGACUACCAAGAUGAUGUGCUAUCAUCAGGUGCCAUGAGCUCUGGAACACUACCAGAUAUUCCUCAUGGGGAGAUGGGGGAUAAUACAGGGAGAAGCCAGCCAUUUCUCUCAGGGGGCCAGCCUCAGCAACCCAGUGGAGUCUCACUAGGUGACCUGUCUAAUCUGUCGUCUACCGCUGAUGCAUUAGCCCUACAACGCUCUGUCAUCGGUAAAAGCCCAACCAAACCAGCAUCAAUGGAAGAAAUAGCCGCGGCGAUUGCAGCAGCAGAGAAACAGUACCGACAGAGACUACAACACUACAAACAGCAACAGCAGUCAGCACCUCCUAACCAGAGUCCUGAACAACUGCACAAUGGCAGUCCAGCCUUCAACAGGGAAAACUUGGAUGAGAUGCCAACCCGCCUUCCAGCGACCCCACCAAAGCAGGCCUCGGACACCGAGGACAACCUGAACCAUACAGACUCCAGCACUGGACCCACCAACACCACUUCAGAAGCCUUGGCAAAAACCAAACCGGUACCCACUACCACCAGAGUGCGUCCUGGCUCCCUCAUUGGACAGAAUACAGGACUUGCUGUCAGCAGUGCAGUGGGGACCAAAUUUGGAAUCCCGCCCUCAAGUAUGGACCAUAGCCCCUCUCCUAUUGAGACAGCUAACAAAGAGCGUAUUCUGUUUCGCAGUCCUGUACAAGCCAUCACAACAACACGAGGUGGUAGAACAGUGUCUGUUCACAAACCCAGUCACCAGAAAGGGGACGGCAAGACAUCAAGAAAUACCUCCAAGAAGGUCGAUAACCAAGUCUAUGCCUCGCCAGCUGAGAUGAAGGCAUCCAUUGCUUCCAAGAGCAGUGACCCACCGGCAGAAACCAAGCCAGGCAAACCCACUCAGAGUUUUGUGGCCGUGAUGGCAGCAGAGGAUCGAUUUGAGGUUCAGGAGAUAGGCAUAGAGCCGAACUCCGAGGUCAUUGUAACCCGUGACCUUCAGAGUGUCGGAAAGAGACACCUUAGUGGUGAGGAUCUUCAAACCGCAGCAUCACAUUUGCAACCGGAAAUCGCCCAGCAGUAUCCUGAAGCUAGGUCAGAUCAAAUGACCAAGGAGGAUCAACCCAAACAGUCUUUUUUGGGAUCUUUCUUCCAGUGGGGUAAGAAGCAGGACCCUGAACCCCAACCUCAACAUAGCCUUAGUCUCCCAGGUGUCUCACAACCCAGCUCUCCACCACCAGCAGCUGUAGCAGCAAGCAAUGCCACGGAUCAUACCAUCAACACAAAGUCCCCCCGUGCUGGUCUAGGACAGCAGGCAGCCGCAGAAAGCCAGGACUCUGGGAUAGACCUAGUGCCAGUGCCAAGCAGUGUGGGAGAGGUGUUUCAUGCUGAGUUUGAGCCGGUCCAUUCUUCCACACCUGUCAAGCACAGACUUGGAAGUAAUGGCCCUGUCGCAAGGAAAGAGGUGGCAUCACCUGAUGUCGCUAAUCAGGCACUGCAGUCCAAUGAGGUAGACUCUGAUGAGGAAACUGACUCUAGGAUUCAGGCAUCACGUCUCAGACCAGUAAGAGAGCCACCCAUUCAGCAUCAACCUCUGGUCACAAAGGAUAGUCCCCAGCAACCCAGUAAGCCUCUGGUGACCCGAUCCAACCAUGUGGGAAACAGCACACCUGGAGCCAGCGUGCGUAGGAGAGACUUGCACAAAAUGCCAACGACAUCACUGACGUCAGUCUACGGGUCACUGAAGACUUCCAGUCCUCAUUAUAGUGCAACACCGAUCGACCACGCCGACUUACAGAGUGUGUUACGUGAGAAGGCCAACCUUGAGGGAAGGUUGGAGACAUUGGCAGCAGAGACAGAGUCAGCCCUGCAGCAGCGAGCGGAGAUGCAGACCCAGGUUGCUUCGCUUCAGGCUCAGCUCAAGGCAAAUGCCUCUGCUGCCGACACAGCACAACAGCAGCUCUCGGCCAUGGACAGUGAUAUGGCCGCUGCCAUGCAAAACCAGGCACAGCUGGAGCAAGCCCUGUCAGCGCUACAGACCAGCUUAGAUAGCAAAGAGGAAGAUUUAGAGGCUCUGCAGAGGGAACUGCAAGCCUCAGAGGUGACAAGUCAGAGGCUGAAUGCCAGGAUGGAAGAGUUCAGAGAAGCCAUGGACACCAAAGAAGCAACGAUUGCUACGCUGAAAGACAAGAUUGCUGCCGUACAAAAGGAGGCUGAAAAGGCCCACCAAGAACGGACACAACAUUUGGCCGAACUCAAGACACUACAGGGAGAUGUGGAAUCUUUGACUAGUGCCAAGGAAUGGUUUCAGGAACAGCUGCAGACAGCUCAGGAAAUGCGCGGCAAGCUCCAGAAAGAUCUCACCGAGACGCAGAAUGAGGCCAAGAAGCACGGGGCAGCUGUGGAGACCCUGAAGGCUGAGAAAGCACAGCUGAUGCACCAGCUGUCUGAGACCCGGCAGCAGGCACUCAAGGAGAAGGAGCUGAUCGCCCAGCACCUGGAGACCAUCGAGGCAGACUUCCUGGCCCGGGAGGCUGCCUUCCAAGACCUCCAGAAGGAGAAAGUAGCUGUCCAAGAAGCUGUCGCAUCCAAGAUGGACCAGAUGAAUGAAGAGAGAUUGAAACUUUCCAACUUGAUAGCCAGCUGCGUGGAGCUGGAGAGACAGCUGGACAGGACUCAGAAGGAGCUGGCAGAUAAACAAGCUGAUGUUAGUAACCUUGAAGCUGAAAAGAAAGAAAUGGUGAAGAAACUUGCCCUAGUUCAGGAGUCUCUGCUUGCUCGAGACAAGGAGUUAGAGGCAUUACAAGAAAAGUGUAUUGAUGCUGAGUUAAAGGUUAAAGAGCUCCAAAACAGUGCUCUGGAGCAAGAAGGGUCCCUGCAGAGCUACCGGGCUGAGAAGGCAGCCUUGGAAGCCGCCCUGGCCACAGCUAACCAGGAAAAGAGGGCCUUUGACGAGGCUCUCCAAAACCUGAGGCAAGACAUGGGGAAGGUUGAGCAGGGCUUCCAUCAGAUGAAGCAGGACUUAGGCAAGAAGGAUACCCAGAUGGAGUCCUUGCUGCGGGACAAGGAGGAUCUCCAGAUGCAGCUGAGAGAUGCGGAAGAGCAGCUGCAGCAUCAUCAGCGGAGCAUGAGCACCUUCCAGGAGGACAUGAGCAGCAAGGAAGACCUCCUCAACGAACUGAACAGAGUCAAGGAUGCCAUGGAAGACGAGGUGGCUCUGCUCAGGCAGCUUCUUGAGGCAUCCAAGAAGUCCAACCAGGAGUCCCAGGCCGUCAGCGCGGGCCUCCAGGAUGAACUUGCCCACAGCCGAGGCGAGCUGAAGGACCUGGAGGCCCAGUUGGAGUCGGCGAUGACAGAGAAUGCCCACCUUGAGGGCCAGCUGGAAAUGAUGGCCGACGAGCAGCAGCGCUUCUCCAACCUCCUGGACGAGAAUGCCAGGCUGAAGCAGAAGCUGGCUGAGACACAGAGCACCACCCACCGAGAGCUGGCUGAUGAGCGGGCCAAGGCUCUGCGCCUGGGGUCAGACCUAGCAGCCACCCAAAAGGAGCUGAAGGAGAAGCAGCGCGUGUACGAGUCGGCAGCAAGCACGUUGACCAAGAAGCUGAAGGAGGCCAUGGACGCAAAGCAAGCCGCUGAAGCUGACAUCGAAGCCCUGCGGCGGGACGAAGUGGCCAGCAACAUAGAAAUACAGAAUCGCCUGACUGCUCAGCUGGAAACCACCAGGAAAGAUCUCUCAGAUGCCCAACAAGAGAGGGAUGACCUGAUGAGGCAGCUGGAAGAGCUCAAACAGCAAAUGGAAGAGGAAACAACAGCUUACAAGGAGAAAAUGGCAGACCUGGAAAACCAACUGCAGGCCCUUAAGGAGUUAUGUGAGCAACAACAACGAAAUGAAGAGGCCAAUCGUAGGAUGGCCCUGGAUCUAGAAAGAGAAAGAGGCCGACUGGCAGGUGUUCAACAGAGUCACUCCGCCUUGAAGCAGCAUGCCAACCUCUUGGAGGCAGCCCUGGGCCGGCGGGAGACCACGUUGGCUGAAAUGGCUGCCCAGAUGACCACCAACAGCCAAGACUGUGCGGCUGAGCUAGACCGUCUCCGAGCCAAGCUUCGGGAUGAAACCCAGGCUCUGAGGAAAGAGAAAGAAGCCAACAAAGGGCUUCAGAAGCAGGUUGCUCAUGGGAAAGCUGAGAUUGGUAGACUACAAUGUGACAUCCAGGAUCAGGGAACAGUGUUGGAAGAAACAAGGAUGUUACAAGACAAACAGGCUGACAAGCUGCAGACACUGCGGGAAGAACUCAAUAAGAGUAUACAGCAUGAGGAAGAACAGAAAGCUAAGACUGAGGAGGUCAGAGGUCAGCUUGAAGAGGCCAAAGGUCAACUUGGACAAUUGAAGAGGCAACUUCUGGAGAAGCACUCCAGAGAUCCUGUCGUAGCUGAACAAAUCAAGGCCCUGGAAUGGGAGAGUGAGCAGAGAGGGCGUGAAGCCCAAGCCGUGAAAGAGCAACUGGAGCUAGCUGAGCACAGACAGAAGAUAGAGAUGGACAACGCCCAGGCUACCAUACAGAUGGGAAGAAAAGAGCUCGAGGCACUGAAGGCAGAGUUGGCUGCUACACGCAAGGAGAAGUUUGCUUAUCAAGGAAAACUGAGUCAGUUCAAGUCAGCGCUGAAGGCCACGCUGCAACAAAACAAGCUUCUGAAGGCCAAGUUGAGAUCACGACAGAAGGACAGAAAUACUGCAGCUAGCCCCAAGAUGGCCGCUGGACCGGUUGCUAGCAGCGACGUUACCAUGGUACCCGAUGACAUCAUAGUGCCUGAAAUCAGCGUGGACGUGGAGGCGUUGCUGAGUAGUGAUGACAAGGAUGGAAUAACCGCAGCCAGUAGCAAACCCCUGGCAGCACUACGAGGCUGUUUGCAAUCAGUCAAGGAUCAGAUGGGAGGACUACAGCAACAGAUGGAUAAGCACACCUCGGCUGUCAACUCCUCCUCCAAAGCAUGGAAGGACGUUGAGUCGAAAGUUCGUGACCUGCGCAAGUCAUGCAUGACCCCACUCGAUGGUUCAUCCACUCCACCCAGCAAAACCUCAAGGCGUUCAUCGCCAGCCGCCCCCCCAGACACGCCCUUGGCCACACCCAAGAUGCCUCAGGCCACGCCUGCAAACAACUUGCCACGACCAACUCCGGCAUCGAUGACCUUUCCCAGCUUGCCAAACGUCCAUGACAUUUAACCCUUGAACUCUGACAUCAUGUAAAUGAUGCAGCCAGUGCCAGUAAGUGGAUUUUGUCAUGUUCAUGUUUUUAAACAUUCUAAACGCCAAGAUUGUAAACACUUGAUGUCAUUUUAUGUUGCAGUUCUGGAAGCUAAUAUGGUGUGCAUGUACAGUACUUUUAAGUUGUCACAUUUAGCAAAUUAUUACCAGGAUUCAAGCCCAUGACAUUGUACCCAGAAUCCCUUUAUGUGUUAGGUUACUAAUGCACUAUCAAGGGAUAUUAUUCUUUCCUUCCAAUAAUAUUGCUUUCUGCUAAAGAUUGUAGUAUUUACAGUGGAACGCCGUUAUAACGAACAAGAUGGGGUCCACGCUAAAUGUUUGGUACAGCGGUCGUUCGGUAUAGCGAAUUUAACUGCCGAACGUUUCGUUUCCAU